Misgurnus anguillicaudatus (oriental weatherfish) is the source of this 7129-nucleotide messenger RNA. It is a transcript of the gene dock10, whose product is annotated as dedicator of cytokinesis 10. Gene Ontology annotation, biological process: small GTPase-mediated signal transduction; regulation of cell migration; dendritic spine morphogenesis. The record is from RefSeq and is a predicted model, not a curated record. Lineage: Eukaryota; Metazoa; Chordata; Actinopteri; Cypriniformes; Cobitidae. Gene Ontology annotation, molecular function: guanyl-nucleotide exchange factor activity.
GUGCACAGCUGCAGCGAAGGCUGAUUUGUGUUAGACAAUGUUGUUAGUGUUUUCUAGUCUGCGCUACUUUAGAAAGAGAGACCGAGUGUGUGUACUUUAGGAAGAUACAUGCACAGGACGUAAGCGGAUAUGCAAAGGGAGAUCUGAGCACAUAGACCUGAACAAGCCGGGAGACGACAUGGCUGCAGAGAAGGAUUGUGCGGCCUUAUGAACCCAUGUGGAGGACGUUAGCCUUUUUUUGCUGCCGUGUACUGUAAAAAUCUGUGAUUUGAGCUUCAGGUGAAAAUCCAUGGGGCCCUGAGCUGGUUUGGGCAUCUUUCAUUUUCAGGCAUGGGCUGCACGUCCAGUGUGUUUUUACUACAUGCUCUGCGCACCAUACUGAGAAGAAACAACUCCAGCAACUGUUCAUACCCGCAAGAAAGACUUUUUUUGGAAAUCCCACCACUGGAAGAGGAGACAGUCAUCAGUAAACCACAAGCUAUUUCCAUCAUGCAGGAGAAACCCAAACUGAUUGAUCCUUUGGACUAUGAGGCGGUAAUCUCAGAGCUGGAACCUGAGUUCAGGGAAGACCCACUGCAGGACUUGCUAUUAUUUCCAGACUUCGACUUUACUGUGUCCAGUCUUCCUGUGGAGCAGAGAACAGUAAAGUCCACUGUGCCAGAAGGUGCUGAUGAACACACUGAAUGUCUGCUGGUCAGACAGGCCUGUCAGUACUUCAACUCCCAACAGCACGUGGUCCAGUACAAAUAUGAAGACUACGCUGGUGACUACCGCAUACUGCCCAGAAAGCUGUAUAAAGCUGAGAAGUUGCCCUCACACUCAUUUGAAAUCGACCAUGAAGAUGUGGACAAGGAUGAGGACACAACGUCUUUGUCAUCAUCCAAAGGUGGAGGAGGGAGUGGGACUGGAGGGGGAAUCGGUGUAUUUAAGUCUGGCUGGCUGUAUAAAGGAAACUUUAAUAGCACCGUCAACAACAGUAUUACUGUUCGGUCCUUCAAAAGGAGAUAUUUUCAAUUAACCCAGUUGACUGACAACUCUUAUAUCAUGAACUUCUACAAAGAUGAGAAAAUCUCUAAAGAACCAAAAGGCUGCAUUUUUCUCGACUCGUGCACAGGGGUGGUUCAGAACAGUCGGUUGAGGAAACACGCCUUCGAACUGAAAAUGAAUGAGGUGACGUAUUUUGUCCUGGCUGCCGAGAAUGAGGUAGACAUGGAUGACUGGAUGAACACGCUCAUACGGAUCCUACAGAUUAGUCCUUCAGAUGGCUCGGUUCUGGACCGAAAAAGUUUGGACCUGAGUGAGAGUAAGCAAGAUAUCAUUGAAAUGUCUUUGAAUGUUGUUCCUGUCCCUGAAAAUGAGGAACCAGCUGAAAAAGGAAUCCACCCUGAUCUGGCAAAGUAUAUUUCUGAGUCUGAAGAAGGGGCCAGAGCUGCCAGAAGAGAGGAAAGACUAAACCUGUUCUCCCUGGACCCCGACAGUCCUGUUUUGAGAAGCCCAAGGCUGGAUUGUGGGGUGUCUGUUUCCGUCCGGCCGUUUGAGGAGAAACUUGGCAGGAGACUGAUGAUAUCCUGUCGCUCGCUCAACCUCACACUGCAGGGCUGUGUGAACGAGGUCGACAAUGAGCCGCUCACUAAUAUUGAACCUUUUUUUGUAACGCUCGCUCUCCUGGACAUUCGUGAGGGAAGGAAGAUUUCCGCUGACUUCCACGUGGACCUAAACCACGAGGUUGUGCGAAAGAUGCUCAACAACUGUGGUAAUUCAGGCGGUCAGGGGCUGGUUGGAGGUAAUGAUGCUGUGCAGGAGAAUGGACCUGCGGAGAAGAAAACUGAAGACUGCCAUCUGAGCCCGGACCUGGAGAACUGGCUGUGUUUUCCUAAACAGGCUAUUUUUUCCAUUACAAACCCGCACACAGACAUUGUGAUGGUGGCACGUGUGGAGAAAGUUUUGAUGGGAAAUAUCACCGGUGGUGCAGAACCUUACAUUAAAAACACAGAUUCUAGCAAGACUGUUCAAAAGCUGUUGAAGUCCAACAAGCAGUUCUGUAGCAAACUUGGAAAGUACCGAAUGCCUUUCGCCUGGUCUGUAAGGUCAGUGUUUAAGGAUAAUCAGGGUAUGGUGGACAGGGAAUCUCGCUUUUCCCCUCUCUUCAAACAGGACAGCAAUAAGAUCUCCACAGAAGACCUCAUCAAACUCAUCACAGAGUACAAGAGGGCUGAAAAGACCAGUAAACUCCAGACCAUCCCAGGAAGCCUUGAAAUAAAUGUGGACUGUGUUCCCAUGGAGUGUCCCAAUUGUGUGACAUCAUCAUAUGUUCCUCUGAGGCCGUUUGAGGACGGCAAUCUGCAUGCGGCUACGGUGGAGGUAGAGGAGUUUCAGCAGAACUCUCCAAAGUUUGCCCAUCCUUACACUGUCUACAAGAAUCACAUCUAUGUCUACCCUAAACACCUAAAGUAUGACAGCCAGAAGAGCUUUGCAAAGGCGCGAAACAUUGCCGUUCAUGUGGAGUUUCGCAGCUCUGAUGAAGAAAAUACCAAGCCACUAAAGCGCAUCUAUGGAAAACCAGGAGGCCCAGUUUUUACCACGACUGCCUGGUCGACGGUUCUUCAUCAUUCGCAGAACCCAGAUUUUUAUGACGAGGUUAAGAUUGAGCUGCCCACACAUCUUCAUGAGAAACAUCAUCUCCUCUUCUCCUUCUAUCAUGUGACGUGUGACAUCAAUGCCAAAACUAGCUCAAAGAAGAAAGAGGCUCUUGAAACUCCAGUGGGUUAUGCCUGGCUUCCUCUUCUGAAGGAUGGACAGCUUUCCUCUCAGGAAUUCAAUAUUCCAGUUUCGUGUACUUUGCCUAGUGGAUAUCUUCUCAUUAAAGAACCUUCAUCCAACAAAAAUGGCUCAGAUGUGAAAUGGGUUGAUGGCGGUAAGCCGAUCUUCAAAAUGUCAUCUUUGGUGCUUUCUACAGUUUACACCCAGGACCCGCAUCUGAAUGGUUUUUUCCGGCAGUGCCAAAAUCGAGAGUCAGACCUCUCUCAACCUCCUACCUCAAAUUUUCUCAAUUCUCUAAAGGGGCUUCUAAGUAUGGAGAAGAUUCAUGUCAUCAUCCGCUUCCUGCCUGUUAUCUUCAACCAGCUUUUCAAAGUGAUCACCCAAAACGACACAGAAGAGGUGACCACCAGCACCACUAGGGUACUGGUCCACAUCCUAGGGAAGUGUCAUGAGCAGAACCUACAGCACUAUUUGCACUCCUACAUAAAGUUUGUGUUUAAGACUGAAACAUGCGGCUUCAGAACGGUCCACGAGGAGCUGGCAAAGGGAAUGACCUCCGAUCUCAAGAGCAACGAACAGGCAGUCAUCAGGAAUAUCCUUAGGUUCUCAUGGUUUUUCAUGGAGAUCAUGACAAAGUCUAUGGCUCAGCAUCUAGUGGACUCUGUUAAGCUGAAGCUCCCCCGACCACAACGAUUCCCUGGAACCUUCCAGAGUCGACUGGAGAGCCUGAUUAUGACCAUGUCAGAUCAUAUCUACUGGAAAAACAAAGAGUUACCUGAGGAGACACGCAGUGCCAACAUGGCCAUAGCAGCAUUUCUGAAGCGGUGCUUCACGUUUAUGGACAGAGGUUUCACCUUCAAAUUGAUCAACAACUAUAUCAACAAUAUCACAGCCAAUGACAACAAGAUGCUGUUUGAGCUGAAGUUUGAGUUCAUAAGGGAAGUUUGUAACUAUGAGCACUAUGUGCCUCUGAGUCUUCCCGUCCCAUCUGCACGAAUCAUAGAUAAGGCAGCACCAGAAACCAGAAGUGCUCAGGUGGACAUUCCCGAGUACAGUUUGACGGAAGAGUUUUGUAGGAAGCAUUUUCUGACGGGAUUGUUGUUGAGAGAGCUGGGGCUCGCUUUGCAUGAUGAACAAGACCUGAGACAUCUUGCCCUGGCCUGCCUGAAGAACCUCAUGGCCAAACACUCGCUAGACUCCCGCUAUGCUGUGAAGGAGAAACAGGCACGGAUAGCCACUCUGUACCUGCCUCUUUAUGGACUGAUCCUUGAUAACAUGCCUCGGUUUUUCAUGAGAGAUCUGUUUUCAGUCUGCCUGACCAAUAAUGACCAGGAUUCCAAAGAAGAUCUGACUGUUGGACCUGGUCAGACGGCCCUCACCUUACGCAAUGGCAACUCAAUGGAUGCGUCCUUCUCCAAAGAGGUGCUCAACUCCAUAACAGCCUUUUCCUCGCUGGCCAUAUCAACAGCAAAUAAUGCAGACUCCAGAGGUUCGCUCAUUAGCAACGAAUCAAACCCUAGCAACGGUGACCGGAACGGUGAGAAGACGGACGCAUGUGAAAAGUUUGCCAGGCCGCAGUCCCUCAUUGGUUUCGCUCCCCGCUUUGACAAACUGGACCAUGCAGAGACCAGAAGUCUGCUCAUGUGUUUUCUGCACAUCAUGAAGACAAUUUCAGAGGAGGUGAUGGUUUCAUACUGGCAACGAGCGAUUCAUCAGGAAAUCAACGAUUUCUUUAACAUUCUGGAACUAUGCCUCCAACACUUCCGAUUUCUUGGAAAGCGACACAUUGCCAGGAAGUUAGCAGCCGCUCUAAAGCUGGCUCAGGCCACGCAGAACAAUGGCACCCUGAAGGGGUCUAACAUGUCCUCCCAGACUUCAGGGCUCCUACCUCAAUGGAUGAUGUCCACUCAGGAUGGGCACAGGCACGCCCGCUCUCAGACCAUGCCCAUUAUCAGGACUAAGAAUGCCCUCACUAACCCUAAACUGCUGCAUAUGAUGGAAGCAGAUGGAAAUAUUCCUGAGGGAGAUAACUUCAGCCCUACAGACAUUGAGGCAAACCUCUCUACUGAAGUAGCCCUAACCGUUCUGGAUGUACUAGGCCUGUUUGUUCACCAUCACAAGAAACAGUUGCAACACAACGAAGGUCAAAACUCUUUGAUGAAGAAAGUGUUUGACACGUACCUGCUGUUCUUCCAGAUCAACCAAUCCACCACCACCCUCAAACAUGUCUUUACUGCUCUGCGCCUCUUUAUUCAAAAGUUCCCAUCAGCAUUUUUCCAGGGUAAAGCUGAUCUGUGUGGCAGUUUGUGUUAUGAGAUCUUGAAGUGUUGUAACCAUCGGUCCAGCUCCACACAGAUGGAGGCAGCUGCACUGCUUUACUUCCUCAUGAGAACAAACUUUGAGUUUACAAAUGGAAAGUCUAUCGUCCGCUCACACCUGCAGGUCAUUAAAGCAGUUAGUCAGCUGAUCGCAGAUGUAGGCAUUGGUGGGUCACGAUUUCAGCAGUCUCUGGCCAUCAUCAACAACUUUGCCAAUGGGGAUGCACCUCUCAAAAACACAGCAUUCCCAGCUGAGGUGAAGGACCUGACGAAGAGGAUUCGCACGGUGCUUAUGGCAACAUCUCAAAUGAAAGAACAUGAAAAAGACCCGGAAAUGUUGGUGGACCUACAGUACAGCCUCGCCAACUCUUACGCCAGCACACCUGAACUCAGACGCACCUGGCUGGAGAGUAUGGCCAAGAUUCACGUUAGGAACGGAGACUUGUCUGAGGCAGCCAUGUGCUACAUCCACAUCUCAGCCCUUAUAGCAGAGUCCCUAAAGAGGAGAGGUUACUGGAAGCCUGAGAAGAGUCGGAUCUCCAGCACGAACAAAGAGGAAAGCUGUGUCAUUAACUGUAACCCUUUACUAACCCUACCCCAGGAUGGAGAAACAUUGUUCAGUAUGGGCUGGGCCGCCUUUUUGAAUAUCUCUCCUAAUGUUAAAGAAGAGGGAGCAAUGAAGGAAGACGUGGGUACACAGGACACUCCUUACACUGAGGACACAUUGGUGGAGCAGUUGGAGCGGUGUGUGGAUUAUCUGUGGAAGUCCGAGAGAUACGAGCUCAUCGCGGAUAUAAACAAACCUGUCAUAGCUGUCUUUGAGAAGAGACGAGAUUUCAAGCGUUUAUCCGACCUGUACUACGACAUUCAUCGCUCAUAUCUGAAGGUGACAGAGGUUGUGAACUCUGAGAAACGCCUGUUUGGUCGAUACUAUCGUGUUGCUUUCUAUGGACAGGGGUUCUUUGAGGAAGAGGAGAGCAAAGAGUUUAUCUAUAAGGAGCCGAAACUCACAGGACUGUCAGAGAUUUCUCAGAGGCUUCUCAAACUGUAUUCGGACAAGUUUGGAGCUGAUAAUGUCAAGAUGAUCCAGGACUCCAACAAGGUGAAUCCGAAAGACUUGGACCCGAGAUUUGCCUACGUACAGGUGACGUUUGUACUGCCUUAUUUUGAUGAUAAAGAGCAGCUGGAUAAGAAAACUGACUUUGAACAGCAUCACAACAUCAGCCGCUUUGUCUUUGAAACGCCCUUCACGCUUUCGGGAAAGAAACACGGAGACGUGGAAGAACAGUGCAAGAGAAAGACCAUCCUGACCACAAGCUCCAGUUUUCCCUUUCUUAAGAAACGUAUCGAGGUGGUGGAACAGCAGAGUACAGAGAUGAACCCCAUUGAGGUGGCGAUAGAUGAGAUGAGCCGAAAAGUGUCUGAACUCAAACAGCUGUGCAACAUGGAGGAAGUGGACAUGAUCCGGCUCCAGCUAAAACUGCAGGGCAGCGUCAGUGUUAAGGUAAAUGCAGGGCCUAUGGCAUACGCGCGAGCCUUUCUUGAGGAGAAAAAUGCCAAGAAAUACCCUGAUAACCAAGUCAAACUUCUCAAAGAGAUCUUCAGGCAGUUUGCAGACGCAUGUGGUCAGGCUUUACAUGUGAAUGAGCGUCUAAUAAAAGAAGAUCAGGUGGAGUAUCAGGAGGAGAUGAAAGCUCAUUAUAAAGACAUGAUCGCUGAACUGUCUGCCAUUAUGAAUGAACAGAUUCACCAAAGGUAGCCAGGGGAGCAGAACGGCGCUUCACCUUCUGAGCUGCCAGAAACUGCUUACACACCGAUGGACAAUUUGAUCCAAGAUGGCCGCCGAGUCCUCGGGCUGGUUACAGUUCUGAGGGAGUAGCAGCAUUUGCAAAUGAUAGUUUCUGACAAAAAGGGUAAAACAAAUUCUAGAAAUUAAUGAAGUGCAAAACAUUAAAGGACACAUAUUACACCAAAUCCACUUUUUGGCCGCUGACUGACUAGUUAUUUUUACCCAAAAGCUUUUCUAAACGUGUAUGUUUGCACAUUGUAGC